Messenger RNA from Myotis davidii, 3052 nucleotides. It is a transcript of the gene RNF17, whose product is annotated as ring finger protein 17. The record is from RefSeq and is a predicted model, not a curated record. NCBI's taxonomy places the organism in Eukaryota, Metazoa, Chordata, Mammalia, Chiroptera, Vespertilionidae. The transcript is spliced from 22 exons. Bases 1 to 2958 code for a protein of 985 amino acids.
AUGCCCAAACAUCUGAGUGAGAAUUACAAGCAACUCAAUGAGAAUUAUAAGGAGCUGAACAAGAAAUACACCAGUAUGAAUGAGAAUCAAGAGGAAAUGAAGAAUGACAUACCUGUAAUAAAGAAUACCCUGGAAGGAUUCAACAGUAGACUAGAGGAAGCUAAGGACAAAAUCAGUGAGUUAGAAGAUAAGAUAGAGAGCCUGGAUUUUUUAUUUCUAUUAAAGACAAUUGAAGAUUUCUAUAAAAGUGAAGAUGGGGAAAAUCUAGAAAUUCUCUGUCCAGUUCAAGAUCAAGCAUGUGUAGCCAAAUUUGAAGAUGGAGUUUGGUACCGAGCAAAAGUCAUUGGAUUGCCUGGACAUCGUGAAGUUGAAGUUAAAUAUGUGGACUUUGGCAAUACUGCAAAAAUAACACUUAAAGAAAUGCGUAAAAUAAAGGAUGAAUUUCUGAGUCCCCCAGAGAAGGCAAUUAAAUGUAAGCUGGCCUAUAUUGAACCAUGUAAAGGGACAUUGCAGUGGUCCAAAAAAGCUAAAGAAAAAUUUGAAGAAAAAACUCAAGAUAAAUUUAUGACAUGUUCAGUCAUUAGAAUUCUGGAAGAUAACGUUCUCUUGGUUGAGCUUUUUGAUUCUCUUGGUGCUCCUGGAAUGACUCCUAUUAGUAUUAAUGACCAGCUAAUCAAAGAGGGCCUAGCAUCUUAUGAAGUAGGGUACACCAUCAAAGAUAAUUCUAAAAAGCAUACUGAAGUGUGGGAUCCUUCUCCAGAAGAAAUUAUUUCAAAUGAAGUAAACAACUUAAAUUCUGUGACAGCAAAAUCUCUACCUAAUGAGAAUCUUCAGUCACUUUACAAUAAGGAACUGCCUGUGCAUAUCUGUAAUGUAAUAUCUCCUGAGAAGAUUUAUGUUCAGUGGUUAUUAACAGAAAACUUAAUUAAUAGUUUAGAAGAAAAGAUGGUAGCUGCUUAUGAAAACUCACAAUGGGAACCUAUUAAAUGGGAAAAUGAUAUGCACUGUGCUGUUAAGCUUCCAGAUAACAAUCAGUGGCGAAGAGGCCAGAUCAUCAGAAUGGUUACAGACACAUUGGUAGAGGUCUUGCUGUAUGACGUGGGUGUUGAACUAGUAGUGAAUAUUAACUGUUUAAGAGAACUUCAAGAAAACCUAAAGACAAUGGGAAGAUUAUGUUUGGAAUGCUCUCUUGUUGAUAUAAGACCAACUGGUGGGAGUGACAAGUGGACAGCGACAGCCUGUGACUGUCUUUCACUGUACCUAACUGGAGCAGUAGCAACUAUAAUCUUACAGGAAAACAACACGACAUGGCCAUUACCUGUGAAAAUUUUUUGCAGAAAUGAAAAAGGAGAGCGUGUUGAUGUCUCUAAAUAUUUGAUUAAAAAGGGUUUGGCCUUGAGAGAAAGGAGAAUUGAUAAAUUAGAUAGCAGCCAUUCAUUAUCUGAGAAGUCUCUGGAAAUCCCCCUGAAACAAGAAGAUUCAAUGGUUACUAAGUGUAUUAAAAUUAACUCUGACCCUGACAAAAAAGCUGCUGAUAUUAUCAAUGAACACAGGGUGUCUGCAUUUAAGGAGAACAUUCUAGAAGCAAGGACCCCUGGAUGCUAUAAACCACCAGUUAUUCCCAACAUGAAAGUAUUUGAGGCAGUAGUCAGUUGCAUUGGUGAUGAUGGAACAGUAUUUGUGGUGCCUAAAUUGUCAGAAUUUGAGCUAAUAAAAAUGAUGAAUGAAAUUCAAAAUAAUUUAAAAUGCCUUGGUCUUUUGGAGCCUUAUUUCUGGAAAAAGGGAGAAGCCUGUGCAGUAAGAGGAUCAGAUACUAUGUGGUAUAGAGGCAAGGUAAUCGAAGUUGUUGGCGGCACUAUCAGGGUACAAUAUUUAGAUCAUGGACUCACUGAGAAGAUCCCACAAUGCCAUCUCUACCCUAUUUUGCUAUAUCCUGACACACCCCAGUUUUGUAUUCCUUGUCAGCUCUAUCAUACCAUACCUGUUGGUAGUGUCUGGCAACCAGAUGCAAUAGAACUCCUUCAGGAACUGCUUUCAAAGAGAGAGGUGGAAAUUCACAUUAUGGAAUUGCCGGAAAAUCCCUGGGGGAAAUUAUCUGUGCAUCUCUAUUUUGAUGGAAUGUCACUUUCUUAUUUUAUGGCACACCAUAAAUACUGUACUUUUGAACAUUCUGAGGAGGUAUUAAAAGAAAAACCAACAGAUUACAGUAAAAAGUAUGAGGAUGAAAGAUGGGAAAUAAGGUUUGAGGAAUUGCUUUUGUCUGAAACAGAGACCCCUAUUUUACCACCAUAUUUGCCUUCAUCUCUGCCUCCCCCAGAAGAACUCUAUGCUGUUCAAGUGAAGCACGUGGUCUCACCUAAUGAGGUGUACAUUUGCCUUGAUUCUGUAGAAAAUUGUAAUCUCUGUAACCAGCAUAGUGACACAGAUGACAGUGGAGUCAGCUGGGAAUCUGAGUCUGAGAGCCUCAAUGAAGCUCUGCGGAGGUUCAAUACUAAUGUGGAGACCUUCCCACCUCUGACAGACUUCAGAACAGAAAUGCCUUGCCUUGCGGAAUAUGAUGAUGGCUUAUGGUAUAGAGCAAAGAUUGUUUCCAUUAAAGAAUUUAAUCCUCUAGCCAUCCUGGUUCAAUUUGUGGAUUACGGAUCAACUGAAAAGCUGACGAUAAACAGACUACGUCAGAUUCCUCUUCACCUUAUGCAGUACCCAGCCCGAGCCAUAAAGGUUCUAUUGGCAGGAUUUAAACCUCCCUUAAAAGAUUCAGGAAAGACAAGAAUACCAUAUUGCCCCAAAUGGAGCAUGGAAGCUUUGUGGGCUAUGAUAGACUGUCUUCAAGGAAAACAACUUUAUGCUUCUUCCAUGACUCGGGCACCAGAACAAAUAGUGACACUGUAUGAAGAUGAACAGUAUCCAGUUCAUAUGUCAUUAGUAGAAAUGGGGCUCGCAGAGCGAGAUGAAUGAUGUAUACAGCCCAGGAGAAAGUUUUCUGUUGUAUGUAGACCAUUUCAGGCUUGUUUUUCUUUACUUGUUCUGCAAUAAUUCCCCCUACCAUGUU